GCGCGCGGCGCAAGACGACCCCUGACUACACAAAUUCCAUAACGGAAGGAUGGAUGGAAGUGAAAAUCGCUGCCCCAAAGUUUUAAAUCGCAGAAACACCAUGGAAAAAAGAAUCCCAAUUUAUUUUAGUUCUGUCGUCCAAGACAAGAAAUUAUGCGUGCUUCAGUACCCCCUUCGAUCUUUCGAAAGGCCAUUUGCUGAGGGCGACAUCGAAGAAGUACGUUUCAAACCUAUCAGCAACAAGCUUGAGGUGGAGUUGCGUGCAAUGAGAGAUACGAACGAGGAUGACCAGGUUCAACCCCCCAGCGGCACAAGCGGCCCGUGCAUACUAGCUUCCACAGAAGCCCCUAUAAACGAUUACUAUUACGUUGCAGAAAUUAGGAGUGGUGCACUUUACCUCUCACCUUUAAAAAAUGUUUAUCAAAUGCGCCCUUCUAUGUCGAUCCUAGACAAGACAGAUGAACGUAAAUUUGAACAGGAAAAAAUGUCCGAGUCGGAUCCUGCAGCUCAACAGGCGGGGCAUGAUGACCUUGACAGCGAAGUUGGCUAUGUUCCAGCAACCACUGGAGGAGGUACAGGAAAUCAAAAACUUUUACCAUUGCAGGUGCAGGUCAAGCGGCGUGAGACCGAUAGGCAGACAGAAGUUCGUUUGCACUCUCACGCUCACCUCAAGCAUGUUGAGGAGAGCGAGCUGUGGACGGUUCUUGAACCACGGUUUACUUUGUCGGCCACUUGUAGUGAUGAUCCACGUGGUACUUUCGACUGAAAACAUACAUGAACUGCAUUUGCCUGCUCUCUUGUCAAGUAGGGCUCCCAUGAUCAGGAUAGUAACAGAUGGAACAAGUUUUGGGAUAUGUCACUCGCGCUUACGCCUUUCUUUGUAUAACUGUUCCUGUGGCAGAAAAAGUAGAUCUUUGUUAUUCCGCUAAUUUUGAUAUAUCAGCCUACGGUGAUUUUAUCUGAUCUUCGGAAAAUUCGAGUGGAUGAGUUGUAUUCUUGCCACCGUCUGCGUUCCUCCGGUCAACGUGUUGAUCGACUUGAAGUUGACUUGUAGGAAGCUGCUAAAUAUGUGUUCGGCUUCCUAUUUCGUGUGAAAGUGAAUCGCUGGUUUUGGGCUUGAACUAAAAGUACUACCUUCGUAGAUUGCUUUCGUCAGUCAAAGCUCACAAUUUAGACCCCUGGGUUGUGAUCUACUCACAAAAGUUAUGUGUAACAUGUGCACCGUCAAUGUAAAGCCCUGUUCCCUCUGUUGAAAAACACAAUCAGUGCAAUUUCCCUGUGCUAAUGUGAUCAUUUGUCACUUCUUCCGGUGUGCGUGAGAAGUUACAUGAGACUGUUGAAUUAGGAAUAGUCUGUAGGCUGCAGAGGUUGGUUCACAUACUUUUCUACAGUGUGCCCCAGAACCUCCGGGAAUGGCAUCUGCCUUGACAGUUGCUUUUCACUGAAUGAGAGAGGUUUUCUU
Molecule: messenger RNA, 1462 nt
Organism: Micromonas pusilla CCMP1545
Lineage: Eukaryota; Viridiplantae; Chlorophyta; Mamiellophyceae; Mamiellales; Mamiellaceae
Exons: 4
Coding region: 50-766 (238 amino acids)
Biological process (GO): tRNA transcription by RNA polymerase III
Cellular component (GO): RNA polymerase III complex; nucleus
Source: RefSeq, a predicted model, not a curated record